Molecule: messenger RNA, 5626 nt
Organism: Tuber aestivum (summer truffle)
Lineage: Eukaryota; Fungi; Ascomycota; Pezizomycetes; Pezizales; Tuberaceae
Source: the annotation of a GenBank genome assembly
AUGUCGGGCAGCCAGCAACACUCCCCUUACAACCCCAAUCCCUCUCCCAGCUUGCCCUACCGAACCUCCUUUCCCCCAACCGAGCAGCAUCAUCCUCCGCUCCCGAAUUCUGCUGCUCACUACCCGAACCCGUCCAUUCUGCCUCAGCAGGCCCAUCAGCAGUUCGCGGCUAGCAGUCGUUCUGGGCCUGCUGCCUCAUUACCUCCUCUGGCGACGAGUGCUCCGUACAUUACUCGCUCUGGCUACUAUGAUCCUGUAGAAUCCCGUCCCACCGAUAUGAGUUCUGGUUGGAGCCCGUCUGCCACUAGUACAACUAAUAUUGCCGCUACCGCAUACGAGAGGGGGCCCUCGACACAAUCUCAAACAACGGUAUGUGGCCUUUUUAUUUGUAUUUUCACAUUUUGAUAGUACAGUAUCUUCUUUUUUCCUUUGUUCCGGAAUUAUAUAGGGUUGUUGUAAGCUCAUUUGCCCUUUUUUUUUUUUCCCCAUCAUCAGAAUCGAGACCUGAUCUCGGCGAAUUGAGUAUUUUUUUUUUUUUUGUGUAUCCCUUUCCUUUAUCUCUCAUUGGGGGUUGGGCUUUUCACAACCCUUUUCCCCUUUCCUCACUGUUUUGUGUGAGAAAAAGCUGUUUUGUUUUCCGUCUCUUUCCCCCCAACUCUUGCCCUAGUUUGUCCGUGGAAGUUAAUACUAGGACUGCGACUGUUUGUGUGUGUGCUGACCCGCACGUAAUAAUAUUUACAGAGCCGUGAUCAGCGCUACAGCUACAACGGCGAAUCCGCCGUCGGAGGAGCCACACAAUCCCCCAUCCAUCCUAUCGAUCCAAAUUCGAGACGAAGCUAUCCUCUUCCUUCGCCCACCUCAACAUCAAGUAUUCAUCAUACAACCGCAGAGUUGAGAUCAUCGAUGGGCCCUGGCGCGCUGCAUUCAGAUUACGCGGCUGGACCCAGUUCACCGACAGCAACGGUAAGCUUCGCGUCUGGACGCACACGUCGAUUCCACAUUCUUUGAUCUUGACAACUCAUGAAUUACACUUAGAAAGCCACCCCUGCGCGCCGAGGUGGCGCAAUGUCUAUAUCUGCCCUUCUUACCAACACCGACGAGCCUUCCACCGACACAACCACUCCCAAAAACAUCCCUCGGCCUACACAAACAACCAAACGACGUUCACCAGAUCGAGAGUCAAACAACAACACCAGUCCCGUCAUGUUGAGAGCAAGCUUGCGGCAGCCCCCCCCUGCUAAACCGGCCACCGCUUCGGCGAGCACCUUCCGUUCAGGGGAUGCUGACCCUACGGAUACAGAGCUGAGCAGCAAUCACGGUGGCGGUGGGGGGAAGAACGGUUCCUUUCGUGGGUUUAGGUAUCACGAUUCUGUCAACCUCCUGACCGAUGAUCCGGAUAAAACGGAUAGCGAACUGGAUGAUGGCGGCUUCGCGCAGGAGAGGGCUGAAUAUUUGAAGAGGGCCCGGAAACGCCAUCUGGAAGUGGAGGGACGGGAGAAUCAGAACCGGAAGGUAGGCUUUUCACUUUGAGACUCUCUAAAUGGCGGAUACUAAAAAAAAAUUAUGGGUAGCGUCGGCGUGUCGUUUUUCAAAAUCGUCUUCACGACCAGUUUCACGCUCAUGCCAAAUCUUCCCGUGAACGCGCCCGCAUUCAGUUCUACGAUGACGCUAUGGAACAAGUGAUGAAGCAGGAGGAGGAGGACGAGAAGGAGCGCAAGAAGGAGCAGCAACGCAAGCGCCGACGGGAGAAGGCUGAGGUUGAGAAGAAGUUCAAGGCGGAGAUCGCUGCCAAGGCUGCUGUUGAAGCUGCUGAACGAGAGGCUGCUGAGAAGCAUGUGAGGGAUGAGAUUGCUAGGCAGCGCUCGGCGGAGAGAGCUGCUAGGGAUGGACUUGACGGGGCGCUCGGCUUGGGCCCCGAUAUGCACGACUCAGAUGCUAGCGGGCCCCCUAUGGUGGUUGUUGAUGAGGGUGGAAAGAAGCGGAAGCCAGGCAGGAAGAGGCAACCCAAAGAAAUCAAAGAGGCGCUCGAGGCCAAGGAGGUGAAGGAGCUGAAACCGGUCGUCAAGGAGCCCCCAGUACAGGAAGUUUAUGUGCCGCACGUUUCAAAGAGUUAUAACCAAAUCUUCGACCAAAUCUGGAAGGACAUCGCCAGGCGAGAUAUUCCGAAGGUUUACAGGGUUCAACAGACCUCUUUGGCCACGAAACAGUCGAAUCUUAGGAAGACCGCCCAACUAGCAGCCAAAGAGGCUCAGCGUUGGAAGCUUCGCACCAACAAGAAUGUCAAGGACACGCAAGCUCGAGCUAAGAGAUGUAUGCGUGAGAUGAUGACGUUCUGGAAGCGUAAUGAACGCGAAGAGCGAGACUUACGGCGUCGUGCGGAGAAGGAGGCUCUGGAACAUGCAAAACGGGAAGAAGAGAAUAGGGAAGCCAAGCGACAGGCGAGAAAGCUGAACUUCUUGAUCUCGCAAACCGAACUCUACUCGCAUUUCAUCGGAAGGAAGAUUAAAACAGAUGAAGUUGAGCGGUCGACGGAUUCUCUAGGAGUGGACGUCGCUGCAGAGAUUCCAACUAAUCCCAAUGCGCCCACCAUACUUCCUGGACAGGAGAACGGUAAACCAGGGAAGCCCGUCAGGAGUUUCGACGAUCUUGACUUUGACGCCGAGGAUGAUGAGACUCUGCAUCAAGUUGCGGUUAACAAUGCUCAGCAUGCUAUCCAAGCGGCACAGGAUACCGCUCGUGCGUUCAAUGCUCUAGAGCCCGGGGAAGGCAAGACUGAUCUCGGAAAUGUCAACCUUGAUGAAGGCGAAAUGAAUUUCCAGAACCCCACCAGUUUGGGAGACAUUGAUAUCGAACAGCCAAAGUUGCUGUCUUGUCAGCUGAAAGAGUAUCAAUUGAAGGGGUUGAACUGGCUUUGCAAUCUUUAUGAGCAGGGUAUCAAUGGGAUCCUUGCGGACGAAAUGGGUCUUGGAAAGACUGUGCAGUCGAUUUCGGUCAUGGCAUACCUUGCGGAAACCCAUAACAUCUGGGGCCCCUUCUUGGUCAUCGCUCCUGCUUCCACCUUGCACAAUUGGCAGCAGGAGAUUGCGCGCUUCGUCCCCCAGUUCAAAAUUCUUCCAUAUUGGGGCAGUGGAAAGGACAGGAAGGUUCUCAGAAAGUUUUGGGAUCGCAAGCAACUCACCUAUACCAAGGAUUCCCCAUUCCACGUUCUCAUCACUUCUUACCAGCUGGUUGUCCAGGAUACACAGUACUUCCAGAGAAUGAGGUGGCAGUACAUGAUUUUGGACGAAGCGCAGGCAAUCAAGAGCUCUACGAGUUCUCGAUGGAAGGCCCUUCUUGGGUUUCACUGCAGGAAUAGGCUACUAUUGACGGGUACCCCGAUUCAGAACUCUAUGCAAGGUUUCCUCCCCUCUCUCUUCUACUGCGCUUGAAUAACUGUCUGACACCCUCUAGAACUAUGGGCCCUUCUUCAUUUCAUUAUGCCUAGUCUUUUCGAUUCGCAUGACGAGUUCAGCGAAUGGUUCUCCAAGGAUAUCGAGAGCCAUGCGCAGAGCAACACCCAGCUCAAUGAAGCGCAACUUCGCCGCCUACACAUGAUUCUCAAGCCUUUUAUGUUACGGCGUAUCAAGAAGCAUGUCCAGAAGGAGCUUGGUGACAAAAUUGAGCUUGAUGUUCAAUGCGAGUUGACCUACCGCCAGAGAGCGCUAUACAAAGGCCUGCGCGACAAAAUUAGCAUCAUGGAUAUUAUCGAGAAGGCUGCCUCCGGAGCGGACGACAAUAACGCAACACUGAUGAAUCUUGUGAUGCAGUUCAGAAAAGUAUGCAAUCACCCGGACCUGUUUGAAAGGGCCGAAACAAGCUCGCCGUUUGCAUUUUCCAGAUGGGCAGAAACUGCCUCAUUUUUGCGGGAGGGUUCGAAGAUUGAUGUCUCUUACACGGCUAGAAAUGUGAUAGACUAUGAGGUCCCAGCGCUGGUAUGUAGAGAAGGGGGUAGAUUGGAAUUACCGGGACCCGACUCGGAAGCUGGGAUCAGGCGUUUCAUAUUCAACAAUCGCUGGAAUAUCUGGAAGCCGGAUAAAAUCAUGGAGUCCGCACGAAAGCCGGACGGCGCGUUCUCCUGGCUUCGUUUUGCUGAUACGUCGCCGGGCGAGACGUGGAAGGCUUUUCACCAAGGCGAGUUUCAUAGAGCGUUGGCGUUGCGAGCGCGGAGAAAUCUUUCGCGGUUUGCUGUACCUUACGACAACGACGAUCCCUAUGUUCCUUUUCAUGCAAUGUUCCUGGUUUCGGAGCUUGCGGAUAGGAAAGAGGUUGCGGAAGUGGCUACCGAAGGUUAUCUCGCGGACCUGAUGAAUGUGUCGCGAGUAUACUUUCGCGACAAGAUGAUGCAUCGUUUAGAGCCUCUUGCUAGCCCUUCGGCAUCAGCACCCCCGAUCAAUUUGGUUUGUAUAAGCCAGGGGGUGAUCUUUGAGCAGCAGUCUCUUCUUUGGAAUGAACGGGUUCGAAAGGUGUUCUAUGGGGCUUCGGUGCUCGAGGAGCAGCGUUAUAUGGAGAACAAGAUUGAUCUUGGAUUGUACCCUGUCCCUAAGGCUCUCCCCGAGCCUUCUUCGGAGAAGAUGGGAUAUGCACAUAUCAGAGUUCCUUCUAUGAGGCGGUUUGUCAGUGAUUCGGGCAAACUGGCUAAAUUGGAUGCUCUUCUGACUGAACUUAAAGCCGGUGGUCACCGCGUCCUUCUGUAUUUCCAGAUGACGAAGAUGAUGGAUCUCUGUGAGGAAUAUUUGACGUAUCGUCAUCACCGCUACCUCAGAUUGGAUGGUUCGUCGAAACUUGAGGACCGCCGCGACAUGGUUUCCGCAUGGCAGACAACACCUGAGAUCUUUGUCUUCAUUCUCAGUACACGCGCUGGUGGAUUGGGUAUUAACCUUACGGCUGCGGAUACCGUCAUCUUCUACGAUAGCGAUUGGAAUCCAACAAUCGACAGUCAAGCUAUGGAUCGUGCUCACAGAUUGGGACAGACCAGGCAGGUGACGGUUUACAGGUUGAUUACUCGUGGCACCAUUGAGGAGCGUAUUCGUACGAGAGCUAAGCAGAAGGAGGAGGUAAGGAUGCUUUAUUUCCGGCCCUUGCCAUAUACAAUGCUAACAGUCGGUGUUCAUAGGUCCAACGUGUCGUUAUCCAGGGUGGUGAUCCGGGAGCCAAGAAGAAUACUGUGGAUUUCAAGGGCACCCGUGAGGUUGCAACCUGGCUCUUUGAUGACGAGGAAGCUGAGCAGCUGGAGAAGACGCUCGAAGCCAAGGAAAAGGAGGCUGAGGAAGCUAAGGCUAAAGGCGGUGCUAAGAGAGGAAAGAAGAAGGCUAAGACCGGCACAGCUGGCGAAGAGCCUAAAGCUAUAAACUUGGAGGAUUUGUAUGAGCGCAAGGACCAAUUAAUGGGAUUCUCCCUCGCUAACCGGAUGAGUAGGUAUCACGAGGGCGAAGGUCGCUUUGACGACAGCGGCAAACCUAGCGAAGCCGGAACUCCCGCUGCGAGUGCCGCGCCGGUGCCAUCGAGCCGAAAGCGCGGUCCUAAGGGCGGGAACAAAAAGAAGACUACUCAAGAACGACUCGCUAUGAUUGAUGGUGUGACGAAAUGA